Messenger RNA from Pimephales promelas (fathead minnow), 3838 nucleotides. RefSeq names its product endothelial PAS domain protein 1a (gene epas1a). Gene Ontology annotation, cellular component: nucleus; transcription regulator complex; cytoplasm. The record is from RefSeq and is a predicted model, not a curated record. Gene Ontology annotation, molecular function: protein dimerization activity; DNA-binding transcription factor activity, RNA polymerase II-specific; RNA polymerase II transcription regulatory region sequence-specific DNA binding. Gene Ontology annotation, biological process: cellular response to hypoxia; regulation of transcription by RNA polymerase II. NCBI's taxonomy places the organism in Eukaryota, Metazoa, Chordata, Actinopteri, Cypriniformes, Leuciscidae.
ACAGGAGUGGCGCUCACGAGCUCUUUACCAGCGUCCGGUCAGUCAGUGUCACUGGAAAGCUAGUGCGAUCCUCGGCAGUGUUCUGAGACUGCACUAACUGCUCCGGUCAUUACUGGGAAUGUCAUGAGAAUGGACAUUACGAAGGUGAAAUAACAAAAUAAAGGCAUUUGUGAGAAUAAUACGCGUUUUUCUUCUUUCGGAAAAGUUAAGGAAUCCAUUAUUGCCUAGUUCGCAAUACAAGGUCUUCAGCAUUGGGGCAUCAUGACAGCAGAGAGAGAAAGAAAAAGGCAUCCUUCAGAAAGGCGCAAGGAAAAGUCUCGGGAUGCAGCACGCAGCAGACGCAGUAAAGAGACUGAGGUGUUCUAUGAGCUGGCCCAUCAGCUGCCGUUACCCCAUAGCAUCAGCUCUCACCUGGACAAAGCCUCCAUCAUGAGACUAGCUAUCAGCUUUCUACGCACACACAAACUCUUCAACUCAGGCCGCACAGUGCAACAAACCCGGUACCAGGAUGACAGUCAGUUGGACAGUCUAUAUCUGAAGUCUCUGGAAGGCUUUGUUGCUGUGGUAACAUCAGAUGGAGACAUGAUAUUCCUUUCAGAAAACGUCAGUAAAUUUAUGGGUCUUACGCAGGUGGAACUGACAGGCCACAGCAUCUUUGACUUCACUCACCCCUGCGAUCAUGAAGAAAUCCGAGAGAAUCUCAGUGUCAAAUCAGGACCUGUGUAUGGCAGAAGAGGCAAAGAUAUGAGCACGGGCAGAGAUUUCUUUAUGAGGAUGAAGUGUACGGUCACCAACAGAGGUCGCACUGUGAACCUUAAAUCAGCCAGCUGGAAGGUGCUGCAUUGCACGGGGCAUCUGCAAGUGUGCAGCAGCCGACCCCCUCAAGUCCUGUGUGGGUUUUCGGAGCCACCCCUCACGUGUGUCACUUUGCUGUGCGCGCCGAUCCCACACCCCUCUAAUGUCGACACACCUCUUGACAGCAAGACGUUUAUGAGCAGACACAGUAUGGACAUGAAGUUUAUCUACUGCGAUGAGAGAAUCAGCAGCUUGAUUGGAUACCGACCAGAGGAACUUCUUGGCCGUUCGAUGUAUGAGUUUUGCCAUGCUUUGGAUUCUGAAAGCAUAACAAAGAGCCACCAAAAUCUUUGUAAUAAGGGCCAAGUGGUGAGUGGCCUGUACAGAAUGCUAGCGAAGCAUGGGGGCUACGUUUGGGUGGAGACCCAAGCAACCGUCAUCUACAACAACCGCAACUCCCAACCACAGUGCAUCAUCUGCAUCAAUUACGUCCUGAGUUCUGUUGAGGAGCAGUCCCUCAUCUUCUCCCUGGAUCAGACGGAGGCUCUUUUCAAGCCUUACCACAUGCGAAGCAUGGAAGAACUGUUCAGCCAGGGUGGAGCUUCCUCCGUUUCAGAAGCUCAGGACAUUCUUUUCACUAAGCUCAAGGAGGAGCCUGAGGAGUUAGCUAAGUUAGCGCCCAUGCCAGGAGACGCCAUCAUCGCCCUGGACUUUGAAAGGCCAGAGUUUGAAGAACCUACUUUCUUCUCCAAGUCCACCAAGCUUCCUGUGAUGGGACAGUCAUGGGUUGUGGACACUCCACCUGAUGGCAGUCCUGAUAGAAACUUGUCAAGCAUUCUCUCCACCUUCACCGUACCCCAGGUGCCUCCUGCGGGCAAUUGCACGCCCUGUACCACACCCUGCUUGAGUGGCUGCAGCAGUAUCUCUACACCUAGCAGUCCAGUAGAUUACUGUGAUUGCAGUGGAGAGAGUGAUGUGAAAGUGGAACUGACAGAGAAGCUAUUUGCUCCUGAAUCUGUAGCAACAAAUCCCACAGACUCCCAGUUGGACCUAAGUGAUCUGGACUUGGAGACUCUUGCUCCAUAUAUCCCAAUGGACGAUGAGGACUUCCAGCUGCACCCAGUUUGUCUGGAGGAGCCGGCGCCGGACUCAAGUCCAGGCGUGAGCAAAGCCCUCCAGCACAGCUUCAGCAGUUUAGCUGACCUCUUCAGGCCCCUGAGUCCAUUCCCUCCCGACAACAAGAGCAGUUCUCAAACGUGUCCAGACACGGCUCACGUGCAGCCUUUCCAAACCUCACUAAACGUCCCACUCUCGUCUGAGGAGGGUAGACAGAGUCUUCAGUGGCCCCCUGACCCACCAUCACAAUAUCAACUCACAGAUAUUAGAUGCAUGGAUGACGGAAACACAACAGAUCCAGGACAAACAUGCAGUUUCACUGCUGUGCUGCCACAGCAAAGGUUCUUUGAGAGCUUUGCCCCAGUACAGAAAGACAUGAGUAUGGGACAGAUCACUCUCCACAACAACUUCAAGCGGAAGCGGCCGUCAGAGUUCGGUUUGUCAUGCUCUUUCUCCGAUAUUCCAAAGCAGGUGGUACCGCCUCACAACUCUACAGAUGGAAUGCGAAAAAGGAUGAAGACGAUGAACGUCGACAGCUGUGCCUUCUCUGUCAGAAAGUCUCUCAGCACGAGUGUUCUCACAGACAAAUUUCCAUGCAUGCAAAGUGGAUUUGUUGCUUUUCACGGCUGCAGUCAAUCUGUCAAAGGGACCUCAGAGGAUCUCAAACAGCAUUUCACAGAGUCAUUCUGCUCUCCCAGUAACAGACAAUACCACAUGAUGCCUUCACACAAACACUCAGGCAUGAUAAGUCAACUGUUGGGCCCAUCCUUUGACUCGUACUGUCUGCCAGAGCUGACACGAUAUGACUGUGAGGUAAACGUGCCUCUACAGGGAAACUUGCAUUUGCUUCAGGGCAGUGACCUUCUGAGAGCCUUGGACCAGAUCAAGUAAACCCAGACCUUCUUCAGCGACCCAUUCACCCAAUGCUUUUUCAUCCCAUCUUUGUCUGUAUAUGCUGUUGUCUUGUAUGCAUGUAUAAUCAGCCUUUAUUUAGACCUAUUUGUACAUUUUCCUUUAACAUCUAUGUGAUAUUUUAAUAUAUAUUUGACAAAUCUGAUUGUUACUUGUUUAGAAUGUGUUCCACGUUCUGUGCUAUAUCUCAGACUCUAAUAUUGUCUUGUGCCUUCAGAUGCUUAGUGUUCUUAACAUUUAUGGUCAGAUUUACCAGAUUCACUGUUGCAGACUUUGUUAUCUUUAUGAAUUUCAACUAACUAGAGCAUAUACAAAAUAUAAUAUUAUAUAUAGUAUAAAUGGUAGUUUAAUUUGUAACUUAUUCAUUCAGCUUGGCAUACAAAUGCUGUUUAUAUAAGUUUUGCAAAAACGAUUGCCUUAAAUAUUUGUUUCGAAUUUGUACCAGCAGCAAAUGUCUCUCGGAAAUGUGUCUGUUUAGAACAUUAUUAGUGGAAUCUUAUGCCUCAACUAUCCCCUAUGCUACCCUCAACACAUAUCAUAAUGAGUAAAAUGCUGUAUUAAAUGUAUAGUUUCUUUCAUUUAAAGCACUUUAUUUUAAAAGAUGCAAUUGGAAGACCAAAAUGAAAAAGCCCCAGUAUAGUGGAUGUCUUGGCCAUCUUCUCAGGCCCACCGAACACUAACCCUUCUCUAUAAUAUCUUUUUUCAACUGAAUUGUAAAUUCAAAAUAUUAUUUUCUUAUACAAACAUAUUGUGUCUACAUUAGAUGAGGUUAGAGUUUUAAGCUCUGGAUCUCUGUAACACAUGAAAUAAUGUUUGUAUUUGGUGUUCAGAAGUGCCUUGGUACUUGGUCUUGUCUACCUAGCAGUAGACGGAGAUGAAUCUGUAGCUUUCUCAUUUACAGUACAUAUCUAAUAUAUACGUUUAUUCGAUUUUGUAUUGUGUAUCACCUUGUUGUGAUACAUUGGGGUUUCUGUGUGUUUCUUAACAAAAUAUAUAAAGCAAAUUUUAUCGUAUA